AUGUUGGAAUUCUACCCUCCGCUACCAGGUAGCCUGAACCGGCAGGGUGAGUCAGGCCAGCGGAUGGGGUCCGCCGCGCCGCCGAUUCCCUUUCGACCCGCGAACGACAAUAACAAUGCAGAGCCGUCGAUCUCGGUGAAGACGGAGUCGGGUCUCCUGGAGACGAUCUGCGCUGGCUGUGGUCGCACCAUCCUCGACAAGUACGUGAUGCAGGUGGCCGGAAGGAACUACCACGAGGAAUGCCUGUCGUGUGCAGCGUGCGCGACGCCGCUCAUCCAUUCGUGCUUCAUCAGGGAGCUGAAGCUCUACUGUAGAACCGACUACGAGCGGAUCUUCGGAGUCAAGUGUGCACGGUGCAUGGAGAAGAUCAGCUGCUCGGAUUUCGUGUUAAGGACGCCGGGCCUGGUGUUCCACGUGGAGUGUUUCGCGUGUUGCAUGUGCGGGCAGCCGUUGCCGCCUGGCACCCAGUACUUCCUGCGUCAGGGACAACCGAUCUGCCGAAGGGACUACGAGCACGAGUUGUACCUGAACAGUCCUCAAGACGAUGAUCUACUGGACGAUAGUCGACCCCGCGACGGUCGUCGGGGCCCCAAGCGACCACGGACGAUCCUCACGUCGGCGCAGAGGCGCCAGUUCAAAGCGUCGUUCGAGGUGUCGCCGAAACCCUGUCGGAAGGUUCGAGAGGCCUUGGCGAAAGACACGGGCCUUAGCGUGCGCGUGGUGCAGGUCUGGUUCCAGAACCAGCGGGCGAAGAUGAAGAAGCUGCAGAGGAAAGCGAAGACCGAGCCUGGAUCUGACAAAGAGCCCAAGGAGGAACGUCGAACGGAGAGUCCUCAUAGCGAUCACAGUCAUUACUUGAACGCCAUGAACAUGCGCGGCGGUGAAUCUUCUAACUUCCCCUCAGCCACCCAACCGCUCAACCCCAAUAACCCGUACUCGCCCGACGACGCGUAUCCAGGCCACUCAGGCGAGAGCUUCUGCAGCAGCGAUCUAUCGUUGGAUGGCACGGAGGCUGGCUUCGACAUAGGCGAGAACGAGGGUGGCGGCGGCCAAGAGGGUAGUCACCAGGCUGACAACCACUCCCAUCACGGGCCAGCGUCCCACGAGGCGCCCUCGUUGUCCCAGAGUUUGCACGCGGCGAUUCACAACCCCAUCGACAAACUGUUCAUGAUGCAGAGUAGUUACUUCAGUGGUGACCACGCGUAA
This is a messenger RNA of Eufriesea mexicana, 1206 nucleotides long. It is a transcript of the gene Lmx1a, whose product is annotated as LIM homeobox transcription factor 1 alpha. Gene Ontology annotation, molecular function: RNA polymerase II transcription regulatory region sequence-specific DNA binding; DNA-binding transcription factor activity, RNA polymerase II-specific. The transcript has 5 exons. The record is from RefSeq and is a predicted model, not a curated record. Gene Ontology annotation, biological process: neuron differentiation; regulation of transcription by RNA polymerase II. The coding region runs from base 1 to 1206 and encodes 401 amino acids. Gene Ontology annotation, cellular component: nucleus. Lineage: Eukaryota; Metazoa; Arthropoda; Insecta; Hymenoptera; Apidae.